Messenger RNA from Penicillium canescens, 1593 nucleotides. RefSeq names its product putative C6 transcription factor. The record is from RefSeq and is a predicted model, not a curated record. Gene Ontology annotation, molecular function: DNA-binding transcription factor activity, RNA polymerase II-specific; zinc ion binding. Gene Ontology annotation, biological process: regulation of DNA-templated transcription. NCBI's taxonomy places the organism in Eukaryota, Fungi, Ascomycota, Eurotiomycetes, Eurotiales, Aspergillaceae. The transcript is spliced from 3 exons. The coding region runs from base 1 to 1593 and encodes 530 amino acids.
AUGGUCUAUGGGGGCAAGCCGAGUACCGGAUGUUACCUGUGUCGCAAGCGGAAGAUAAAGUGCGAUGAAGCUCAACCCGAGUGCAGGAACUGCAUUAUAUAUGGCCGCCCUUGUCCGGGGUAUCGGCCCAAUGCAGUCUUCCGCAAUGAGACCAGGAAAAUUGAGCGACUGGUGAAAAUUGGCAAUAGCACCAGCAACAACAGCAGCAGUGGAAGUAAUAGUGGUAGUCAAGGCCAUACGCCUGAUUCCGACUCAUCGGUCAUCGUGGCCGGGCGCCGGCGCCAUGGAAGCAUCCAGAGCAAGUCCACGUUAACAUUGUAUUCGCCCGCUGAUGCAAAUUGGGAGCAAAGAGCUCUAUGUUACUUUUUUGAUCAGUUUACCAUCCAAGCCGACGAAGAGGAUGGUGGCCAUCUCGACUAUCUGCCCCCGCUAUAUGCGCGUGAAAUUGGUCGUCAGAGCGGCAAUGCGCCGUCUUCGUGUUUGCGGUGGGCGGUUGAUGCUACGGCAUUGAUGACUCUUGCUAAUGCUAAGAAUGCUUCUCCGCUGAUGAACAAAGCUAGACUGGAUUAUGGCAAAGCCUUACGUAGUUUGCAAGAGGCUUUGGCGUCACCGGCUCAUGCGGUCAAGGACGAGACAUUUGCUUCUGUUGUCCUGCUUUCGCUUUAUGAGGAUAUCUCUGGUGAGCGUAACGGGUUGUUUAGCUCGCAUACCGCGGGCUUCGAGUUCCUGAUGAAGCUUCGUGGUGAGGGGCAGAUGGAUCAUCGGCGUGGGAGGGAUAUGUUCAACUUUGCUUAUACACAUCUUUAUGUUGAAAUUCUCGCCCUGGGAGAUAAACCCCGCUUCGACGGCGACUGGGUUGUCGGCAUGCUAGACAGCAACAAUCCCGUUGAGAGAUUGAUGCUCACAGCAUCCAGUAUAUCCCAACUCUUCACCUCUAUGCGCCCCGCGCCACCCCCAGACCAAGCAACCGUCGAAGCGUGGAUUGCGGCCGGCCUCGAAUGCGAUGCUGAACUCGCUCAAUGGACUCAAACCCUCCCUGACCGCUGGCUCCCUCUCUUCGUCUACUCCGACCAGGGCGAGCCGCUCAUGACUUAUAACCGGAUCUCCACCGCUCUGGUCUGGAAUUACUAUCGCGCUGUGCGGGUCAUGCUGCAGCAACUCUUACUCAGCCUGCACGGCUCUCUGGCUGCCAUCAAAAUGCAGUCUUCCUUUACUUCUACCUUCAAACCUCCAAACACGCAACCCGGUGAUUCCACACCCGGAACAAGUAUAAGAGCAACAAUCCGUGAAUUAACUACAGAAGUCUGCCGCGGCCUCCCCUUCUGUCUAUCAGACGUCGAUUCCCUUGGCCGCCCGACGAAAACAGUUGGUGAAUGGCAGACACGCGCCGCUCAGGGCUAUGGUCUUCUCUGGCCACUGUGGUACCUCCUUUCCUGUGGCAUGCCCACACUAGCACAGGUCGAGCAGAUCCGCACCGUGUUAUAUCGCAUUGGCUCUAAGCAUGGUAUCAAGCUGGCUUUGGUGCUUGCUCGUGAAGCUGAGCGUAUUCGCCGUGAGCAGCAUACUGAGGUACCAGUUGUGAAUUCUGCAUGA